This is a messenger RNA of Hyaloscypha bicolor E, 2995 nucleotides long. RefSeq names its product 6-phosphofructokinase. Gene Ontology annotation, biological process: canonical glycolysis; fructose 1,6-bisphosphate metabolic process; fructose 6-phosphate metabolic process. Lineage: Eukaryota; Fungi; Ascomycota; Leotiomycetes; Helotiales; Hyaloscyphaceae. The transcript has 3 exons. The coding region runs from base 166 to 2544 and encodes 792 amino acids. Gene Ontology annotation, cellular component: cytoplasm; mitochondrion; 6-phosphofructokinase complex. Gene Ontology annotation, molecular function: monosaccharide binding; ATP binding; identical protein binding. The record is from RefSeq and is a predicted model, not a curated record.
CUCAACUAUUUCUUUUUGCUCGUCAUAAAACACCUCAAGUCCUUCCCCCGCCCUGCUGCACGAGCACGAGCGCGAGCGCAAGCACGACCACGAGCACAAGAAGUCUCUGUCGCUGCUUCCCUUUCUACUUGGUGCUUUCGUUCUUUGCUCAUCGCAACGAGAACAAUGGCCCGCGCCCCGCCCCCUCCCCUCGAUGGCCGGAAGCGCCGUAUCGCUAUGAUGACCAGUGGUGGUGACUCUCCUGGCAUGAAUGGUGCAAUCAGAGCCGUUGUGCGCAUGGCAAUCGAGAAAGGGUGCGAGGCAUAUUGUGUGUACGAGGGCUACGAGGGCCUUGUGCAGGGUCAAAACUUCAUACGCAAAUUCGAAUGGUCCGAUGUGCGAGGAUGGCUCUCUGAAGGUGGCACAUUGAUUGGCACAGCACGAUGUAUGGCCUUCUACGAACGUCCUGGAAGAUUGAAAGCUGCGAAGAAUAUGGUAUUGAACGGCAUUGAUGCUCUGAUUAUCUGCGGAGGAGAUGGUUCGUUGACUGGUGCUGACAAGUUCCGUGCUGAAUGGCCGGGCUUGAUUGACGAGUUGGUUGAGAAGAAGGAAUUGACAGCUGAGCAGGUCGAACCUUUUAAGCAUCUCAACAUUGUUGGUCUGGUUGGCUCGAUUGAUAACGAUAUGUCGGGCACAGAUGCUACAAUUGGCUGUUAUUCGGCAUUGAGCAGAAUUUGCGAGAUGGUCGACUACAUCGAGGCUACGGCAUCAUCACAUUCCAGGGCUUUCGUUAUCGAGGUCAUGGGCAGACAUUGUGGAUGGUUGGCACUUAUGGCUGGAGUUGCAACUGGUGCCGAUUUCGUCUUCAUCCCAGAGAAGCCGCGAGCUGGAAAUUGGAGGGAGGAGAUGUGCAAGAUUGUGGCUCGACACCGACAAAUUGGGAAGAGAAAGACAAUUGUCAUUGUUGCCGAGGGUGCCCAUGACCAAGACGGAAACAAGAUCUCACCAGAUAUGAUCAAAGACCUCCUCGCAGACAAAAGUGGACUCGCGCUGGAUACUCGUAUCACGACUCUUGGUCAUGUUCAACGAGGUGGAGUAGCAUGUGCUUACGACCGGUACCUCGCCACUUUACAAGGUGUCGAGGCAGUCAAGGCCGUGUUGGAAGCCACACCAGAAACGCCUACACCUUUCAUCGCCAUCACCGAGAACAAGAUCUGUAGGAAGCCACUGGUUCAAGCCGUUCUGGAUACCAAGGAGGUGGCCAAGGCAAUCGAGGCCCACGAAUUUGAUAGAGCUAUGAGCUUACGCGACACCGAGUUUUCAGAUAUCUACGAGUCGUAUAUGACAACAACUACAACUGACCUCAAUGAUGCCAUGCGACUCCCUCCUCAAAAACACAUGCGAAUUGCUAUCGUCCACGUUGGUGCUCCAGCCGGCGGUGUUAAUGCGGCAACUCGAGCAGCAGUAGCAUACUGUCUUACUCGAGGACACACCCCCAUUGCCAUUCACAAUGGUUUUGCCGGUUUCGUCCGUCAUCACGAUGACAAGCCGCUGGGAGCAGUCCGUGAAUUUGAUUGGCUCGAAGUGGACAACUGGGCCAGCAAAGGAGGUUCAGAAAUCGGCAUGAACCGCGAGCUUCCAUCUGAAUCCGGCAUGGAUACCGUUGCAGCUCUUUUCAAACAAUACAACUUCGAUGGCCUCUUCCUUAUUGGCGGCUUCGAAGCUUUUCAUGCUCUUUCUCAACUCCGCAAAGCACAAGAGAAGUACUCUUCCCUUUGUAUCCCCAUGACUCUCCUCCCUGCAACUAUCUCCAACAACGUCCCUGGCACCGAAUAUUCCCUCGGCUCCGACACCUGCCUGAACGAACUCGUCCGCUACUGCGACACAAUCAAGCAAUCUGCAUCGGCUUCCCGCCGCCGCGUCUUCGUAAUUGAAACCCAAGGCGGCCGGUCCGGCUACGUUGCCACUCUUGCCGGUCUUGCUGUUGGUGCCGUAGCAGUCUACACCCCUGAAGAAGGAAUUAGCAUCGACAUGCUCGCGGCAGAUAUCAAGCACUUGAAGAAAGUCUUCAGAGAGGAUUCGGGACAGUCUCGAGCUGGUCGAUUAAUUCUCAUCAACGAAAAGGCGUCACCCGUUUAUCAUGCGAAGUUGAUCGCAGACAUGAUUCGCCAAGAAGCCCAAAAUCGCUUUGAGACUCGUGACGCCCUCCCAGGCCACGUCCAACAAGGCGGAACUCCCUCCCCCAUGGAUCGCACACGCGCUGUUCGCCUCGCAAUCAAGUGCAUCGAACACCUUGAGAAAUAUGAAGACAGGGCGGAUUCAACGAUUCUUGGGGAUCCAAUGAGCUCCACGGUGAUUGGCAUUAAGGGUGCGAGUGUUGUGUUCACCCCUAUGAAGGAUGUAGAGGAAAAGGAGACAGACUGGCCGAAUCGGAGACCGAAGAAUGAGUUCUGGUUGGGACUGAAGGAUGUUGUUGAUGUUUUGAGUGGCAGACCCGAGGUUCCGAGGCCGGAAAGCCCCCUCCUGGGUUGGAAGGCGAAGGAUAAUAAGAGGGGCUUGAUUUGAGAGUGGCAUCGGAUGGGACAGGGUUAGGAGCUUGCAUUGGAAAUUAUGACGAGUGUCCUGAACACAUCGACGUUUGGCCUACGCGUGCGGCGGCUGGGUAGUGAAAAUUAGGCACGAAUCUCCCAUAUUGACCUCCUAGCAAUUUUCUUGUGCCCUGAUGUGGUAAUUCUCACCCCCUCCCACCCAAAUGAUUCAAUCAAGCAACCGUCCACAGAUCAACCCAUCAAACAUGAGCAUCAAGAACGUCUCGAUCCUCUCACUCCCCACCCACGCCUCGUUGAACUCGUCCAAAACAGUUAAGUCACUCUCUUUCUAUGCUGGGUUCUCCUUCAUCUUGACAGCCCACGGAUUUGUCGGCGAGUGAUCCGCAACGAGGCCACUGCGGAGAAUGUUGUCUGCUACGAUGAUGCCACCGGGACGCAGGAGACGGGUUGUGGCUCCAGAGGGGCCU